This is a messenger RNA of Lycium barbarum (goji berry), 7446 nucleotides long. RefSeq names its product bifunctional protein FolD 2-like. The transcript has 5 exons. Lineage: Eukaryota; Viridiplantae; Streptophyta; Magnoliopsida; Solanales; Solanaceae. Gene Ontology annotation, biological process: tetrahydrofolate interconversion. Bases 145 to 1191 code for a protein of 348 amino acids. Gene Ontology annotation, molecular function: methylenetetrahydrofolate dehydrogenase (NADP+) activity; methenyltetrahydrofolate cyclohydrolase activity. Gene Ontology annotation, cellular component: cytosol. The record is from RefSeq and is a predicted model, not a curated record.
GUGGUUAGCGUCUAGUUUUUUUUUUCUUUUUCCUUUUUCAUGUUGGCAUCUAUGUAGUGACUUGUUCCUAAACUUUUUCCCACCGUCCUCUCAGAAAACUCUUUAACAGAUUCUUUUCUUUUUCUUUCCCAUAACACAAUAGAGAUGCAAGAAAGACGGGGAAUGAUGUUUUAUCGAAUGUUGGAGAAAUCAUUUCAUUCAAAGAGACACCGUCUAUGGUUUCCACCCCUUACAUCCGUUGAUCUUCCUGACAUUUGGAUUCCCAACAAGGAUACAUCCAUCAACACUAACUCAGCUAUUGAGCAAACAGCUAGAGUGCUCGAGGGAAAGCCGAUUGCAAACAAUAUAAACUCUCGGAUAGCAGCUGAAAUUUGUGAAAUGAAGAAUAGGAUUGGAAAAACUCCAGGUUUAGGUGUUAUCCUUGUGGGUGGAAGGAGGGAUUCUCAAUCUUUUGUCCAUAUUAAGAUGAAAGCUUGCGUGAAAGUUGGAAUAGCACCAUUCACCGUGGAACUUCCAGAGGAUUGCAGUGAAGCUGAAUUACUUGAUGCUGUUUCAAGUUUUAAUGAGAAUCCAUUAAUACAUGGUGUAAUGGUGCAGCUUCCUUUGCCAAAACACUUGGAUGACGAAAAGAUUAUAAGCUAUGUGAGUCCGGAGAAAGAUGUGGAUGGCUUCCAUCCGACCAAUAUGGGAAAUCUUGCCAUGCGGGGAAGGGAACCAUCAUUCAUCCCUUGUGCUUCAAAGAGUUGCAUUGAGUUACUGCUCAGGAAUGAUGUGGAAAUCAAAGCGAAAAAUGUAGUGGUGGUGGGGAGGAGCAAGCUUGUGGGGUCGCCCACUUCUUUGCUAAUGCAGAGGCACCAUGCAACAGUCACUACUGUGCAUGCAUUUACUGGGAAUCCAGAGCAAAUAACCCAUGGGGCUGACAUAUUGGUUUCAGAUAUUGGAGUUCCAAACAUGAUCCGAGGGCACUGGCUGAAACCAGGGGUUAUUGUUGUUGAUAUGGGUGCAAAUUCAGUUGAGGAUACUAGCAGUUUGCAGAGACAUCGCCUGGUUGGAGAUGUUUGCUAUGAGGAAGCCAUAGUGAAGGCCUCAGCUAUUACCCCUGUUCCCGGAGGUGUUGGACCCAUUACAAUCUCUAUGCUCCUUUCCAACACUAUUGAUGCUGCUAAGCGUACUUACAGGCACACCCAAUAAUUGGUUGCUUUUAAUUUUAAUCUACCAAUAUUGAGGACACCGUAUUGUUUCUAGCAGGAAACUCCCGAGGUAUGUGUUGGGUCCCACAUCGAGUAUGGGAAGGGAAUUUGAACUCUUUAUAUGGUCUUGAGCAAUCCUCACCUCUUGGGCUAGUUUUUGGUGUUAAGUUAGGCCCAAUAUCCAUUUCUUUAAUAGAAUGGAUCAUAACCACAAUCAUGUUCUGCAUUUCACUUUUCACAAUGUUGCUCGGACUUUUCAAAAUAAUCAACAGGUACGUGUCGUAUCCUACAGAGGAUCCUCCACGGUGUGACAACAUUUUUGAAGAGUCCGAGUGACAUAGCUCCCUAGAUAAUCUAAAUUUUGCAUACUCUUGCGACUGGUAAUGAAAUUUUCGUUUCUUCUUCCCCUUGUGUUCUGGGCAAAAGAGGAAAUGAGGGGUACAUAAGAGCCCAAAUUGACUUUCGAGAUUCUUUGAUGCAGUUCCAAGAUUUCUGUCAUGACCCGACUAGGGGCCGUGACGAGUACCCGGGGCUAACCACCGAGCACCACUCAUUCUAUUACUUAUCAUGCUCGUUAAGCGUACAUUCAUUAAUAUGAUGCUCAAAUCAUAGGAAAAACCGUUUUCCAUUUGGAAACAUAAUUACUUUUAUAUACAUAAGCCUCUCGGCUAUCAAAAUGAUAAUAUAGAUACAAUAGUAACAUCGUGAGACCAUACUACCCACACAUACGUAUCUACGAGCCUCUACUAGAGUACUAGACAUAUGUGGACGGGACAAGACCCCGUUGUGCCCAAAAUACAUAUACAUAUAUAUACACAAAAGGAUAAACCAAAUAGCACCUCCGGAAUAAUGGAGUGCUCCUGAAAAUCUGCUGGUAGCUCCUAUAGGUCUGCACCGUCUCCCUGUCUACCUGUGGGCAUGAACACAACGUCCAAAGAAAACGGACGUUAGUACGAACAUUGUACUGAGUAUGUAAGGCGUGAAUGAAAUGAACAUGAUAGAGAAAUCAUAAGUCAUAAGGUGAAGGCAAAACCUGCGUGACUUUUAAGGAUGGAUACAUUUCAUACAUAUAUCAUAUAUACAUAAUCAUAGUACAUGAAUCAUCAUAGCACAUACAUUAUUGUGUUAUAUAAUUCAUCAUCGUAGUACCGUAUCUGCUCAUACACAUAAAACAUUAUUCGUAUUCGGCCACGUAGUGGCUCAACAAUAUCACAUACAUAUCUUCCGUACCCGGCCAUAACAAGGCUCGGUAUAUCUCAUCAUCAUCAUUGCCUUCACAUACAUCUCAUAAGCUUAUCAUAACUUUCCAUAAGGCAUACAUUUGAAUUUAAAGACAAUCUAUGAAAAUCAUAUCAUAUUCGUAGCGUAAACUUCGUAUAAAUAUCGUAUGAUAGACUUUAUAAUCUCUAGACUUAGGCUCAUCAUUACCAUCCUCGCAUCUAUGGCAUAUCUCUUACCUUUAUCUCGUAUGAAAUCCUCUAUGAACAUAGACUCGUAAUUUUUCGGGACAUUGGUCAUAGGACGUGCAUUAGAGCUUAUAGACAAUCUAUAACAAUAUCGGGGUGACAUAAGGUCGAGAACCCCCGAUUACAUUAUGAAGUGACCAUAUUCAUCAUAUCUCACCUUGAAGGAACUGACAUUUUAAGGUGAGUGUACACCAUGAACAACAUCAAGGGAUCGUAAGUAAGAUCAUUAACUUCGUGAACAUCAUAUCUUGCUUUAGAAUAUCUAGACUUAAACUUAUCAUUAUUAUUAUCACAUUCAUGACAUAUUCCUCAUCUUUAUCUCAUAAGAAGAUCUUUAUCAAUGUUGACUCAUAGUUCCCGGAAUAUAAGAAAGUCAUGGAGAGGUAGGGGAAAUAAUAUCAUAGGAAUCAUAUAAGGAUCAUCAUCUUCGUAGAAAUGUCAUUCAUGAGCUUUAGAAUUUCUAGACUUAGAUUCAUCAUCAAUAUUGUCAUGCUAGUAACGUGUCUCUUUUCUUUAUCUUGUAUGAAGCUCUUUAUGAUCGUAGACUCAUAGUUUCCGCUAUGUAGGAAAAUCAUGGAAAGAUAGAAGGAUUCAUGCUAUAGGAGUCAUGCCUUAGAAAGAAGGGACUAGCCUUACAUACCUUUUCCUUUAGCUAUUCUACCGCUUGAUCGUUCUCCUUCAAUGCUCACGUCCUUACCUUCAAGGAGUUCGUAUUAACAUUAGUUAGACGAUUAUAAGAACGUGCUUUCUAAAGCUAGAGAAAAUUGGGUGGCAUUUCCUUUGUUUCUACUACUUUCUCCAUAUCUUAUAUCAAUUCCCAAACAUCCAUAACAACAUUCACAAUAUUAUAGACAACAAUCAUUAUUCAUCUACAUUAUCCACAUUUCACAAUUUCACUUCAAUUCCUCCAUAAUCAUGGUCAUGGUUCACUAUUGCGUUUUCUCACAUAUAAUACUUAUCCCAUGUUCUAAAUGUCACUUAUAGCAUACUUAUAAUCACAACAUAUCAAUAUUCAUAAUUCACCCCAAAUUACCACUCGACAAUGACACUAUUUCCACAUUCAUGACCUAUUUUCUAUAUCCUUCUACAAUCCAAGUGUUUUAACUUUUCACACCUUAAACAACAUAGAAUGAUCAUAAAACUCACCUUAGAUAAUGAAAGAAUAAGCCUUGAGUGGAAAUUCUCUUCUUGUACCAAAACCCUAACUCACUUCCCUUGGGAUUUCUUGGCUUAGAUGAACUUUGUUAUGUUUCAUACUGUCACGACCCGACCAGGGGCCGCGACGGGUACCCGGGGCUAACCACCGAGCACCCUCCGUUUUACUGCUUAUCACUACCAUUUAAUGCUUUUAUCAAUAUUACACUCGAGUUACAAGAAAAUCAUCUUUCCUUCGAAGAUAUAAAUACUUUUAUAUGCACAAGCCUUUUGGUCAUUGAAAUAAUAUAUACAUACAUAUACAUACAUACAUACAUAUAUAUAUAUAUAUAUAUAUAUAUAUAACAACCUCGUGAGACCAUACCACCUACACUGCAUAUCUACGAUCCUCUACUAGAGUACUAGACAUAUGGACGGGAUGGACCCCGUCGUGCCCAAAACAUACAUGUACAUAAAAGGAAAACCACAAGCACCUUCGGAACAAUGGAGUGCUCUCAACAGCUAACAGCCCCUACGAGUUUGGAGCAGGAUCACCUCCCUGUCUACCUGUGGGCAUGAACGCAGCGUCCAAAGAAAACAGACGUCAGUACGAAUAUUGUACUGAGUAAUGACUGUCACAUAGAAAAGGAGUGAUGCAUGCUGGCUUACUCAUAAUCAUCAUCAUAUCAUAAAUGCAUAAAUAUAUAAGCUGCCCGUCCAUGUCGGAUCGGUGUGAUAAUCAUUAGCCCGUGUCCAGGCCUCCCGCGUCCGGGGAAUCAUCUCCUGCCGCUCACUAGUGGUGUCUGCCCAUGUCAUCUGGCCAUGGUGUAUAGCUGCCCGCCUUAGUGGUGACUGCCCGACCAAGUAGGUGCGGUGUUAUAUCAUCAUCAUAAUAUACAUAUCAUAGUGCAUGCAUAAGGACUCAAAGACAACUAUGCUUUAUCGGGGUGACGUAUGGUCGUGAUCCCCCGAUUCCAUUAUGGAGCACUCAUUAACAUCCUGCCUCACCUUGAAGGGAAUAGUAUAUGAGGUGAGAGUAAGCAAUAAUGACAUCAUAUCAUGAACACCUAGAACUCCUAUGCUCUAACUCAUUACCUUGUGUAGCUAAUUAGGGAUGUCCGCUCGUAUCUUUUCGGAACUUAAGAGAUUCAUGGAGAAGAAAGAAAGUCAUAUUAUAGGAUUCAUGCCAUAGAAGGAAAGGACUAGCCUUACAUACCUUUGACGUUUAACUAAGCUAUCGCUUGCUUGUUCUCCUUCGAUAUCACGUUUCUACCUUCAAGAGAGAAUUCGCACUAACGAUAGUUAAUCGACUAUAAGAACGCGCUACUAUUUCUCGGGAAAAUUGGGCAGCACUUCCUUUAUUUAUACUACUCUUCCCACAUUCUAUAUCAACUCCCAACGUUAAUAACAACAUCCACAAUAUAGCAAUAACAAUCAUCAUUUAUCUACAUUUACCACAAUUCACCAUUCCUCUUAGAUUUCUCCACAAUUAUGAUUAUAAUUCGUUAUCGCGUUUUCUCAUAUAUAAUACUUAUUCCAUGGUCUAAAUGUCACUUACAACAUAUUCACAAUCACAUCAUACCAACAUUCAUAAUUUAUUCUAAUCACUAUUCACACAUUCAUGACCCAAUUUCUAUGUCUUUUCACAAUUCAAGUGUUUCAACUUUCAACCACUCAAACCAUAUAAAAGGGUCAUAAAACUCACCUUAGAGUGGAACUUCUCUUCUUGCAUCAAAACCCUAACUCAUUCUUCUUGAGUUUUCUUGGCUUAGAUGAACUUUUAAUGAGUUUCAUAAACUUGAUUUCAUGGAUUUGGUGUAGUUGACCAUGGUUUUCCUUUGAUUUCUUGUGGAUGAAUGGUGGAGAAGGUUCUAGAGAGUUCUUGGAGAGAAGAGAGUGGAAGAUGAAAUAAAAUAAAAUGGAGGAGGGGUCUUAUAUUAAUUCAUGAAAUCAGUCCCAUCCGAGAUGUACGGUGCGAUCGACGGAGCGUCGAUUGGAUCGACGGGGCGUCGAUCCGACCGUCGAAACCAUUAAAUUUCCAGUGAGCAAUCUGUCAUUUCUCCUCAUUCGACGGUGAGAAGGACGAUCCGUCGAACUGAUCGACGGAGCGUCGACCUGUUCGUCGAAUGGCUUCGCUCCAGCUUAACUUUUACGACAAAAUCGACGGGGCGUCGUCUUGUUCGACGGUACAAGGAACGAUCGUCGAACCCCCUUUUUGCUGAACUGCGGUGAAGUUUCAUUUAACGAGCUUUUCUCCCUUGCCUUUAACUUCUUUGAAAUCUUAACUAGGAUUAUGAAGUAUCCCUUCUUACUUGUAGGGACAUCAUGCUCGUCUUAACUUCCGUUAGUUCCUUCGCCGCUUCGCAACCCAAAGUUCCGAGGUAUAACACAUACACUUGAUUUUGUGGGUUUGAUGAAGUUGAUCUUGAAUCUUUCUUGAGUUCUUGUGGAUGAAGAGUAGAGGGUUUUCUAGAGUGUUCUUGAAGUGAGAGGUGAAAAUGAAAUGAAAUAAAUGAACUUGGUUCCUCUUAUAUAAAUCAUACAAUCUGUCCCGACAUGAACAUACGGACCAACAUACGGUCCGUACAUUUUAUACAGGCUGUAUGUUUGGUCCAGUGAAGGUUGCCCAUCUGGGCUAAAUAUACGGCUUAACAUACGGCCAGUAUAAUUUAUACGGCCAGUAUGUUGGGCCGUAUAAUGCCCAGCUAUUCCAAUUUCGUUCUCGUCGACUCGUUUGAUCUCCAAUCCUUAUGGAGCCUUCUUGACACUUCUUUAACACCUUAAUACCAAUCUAAGGGGCGUUAUCACUCUUCUCCAAGACAUCAUUACGCCAUCCUUAACUUGUCACUCGUAAUUCUUACCCGACACACAACAUACCCCUUGCUUUCCUCGACAACCUUCUUCCCUCACCUCAGAUUGUCUUUAAAAUUUCGAUUAGGAUCGUCAAAUGCUAUUUCUUACUUAUCAAAACAUUGUAUGCGUCGUGCCCUUCGUUAGUCUAUUCACUGUACGUUAACGGAAAAUUUCCAAGGUGUAACAAUUUCUCUUUCAGAUGUAAAAGUUACGUGAUAUGCUUUUCAAUGAUAAAAUAAAAAAAGAGACCUGAAAUAAUGUAUUAAGUUCUUCUAAACUCUAUAAUAACUAUAUGUUUGGGGAAUACAUAUAGUCACCUACAAAGAAGGGGAAUGCAACUUUGUUCUAUUUGCCACUUAUGUGGGAAAAAUGCAGAAACAGAUAGUCAUCUUUUCAUGCACUGUAAGUGACUGCACAACUAUGGGACAUCUUCCUAGCAUGCCAAUGAAUACACCGAUAUCCUGGCACAACAGCUCAAAAGGAAGAUGGAAUAUGAUCCUGGACAGCAUAUGGUGGAUUAAGGAAAGGAAUCUAAGAUGCUUUGGAGGCAAACACAACCCAGUCCAAGAGAUAAAACUUAGUUGUAUUUUGCUUUCUCAUUUUUGGUGUAAACAAGAGGACAUAAGAAGACACUGAGUCUCUACUACUAGUCCUAGAGUCUCUAUGGAGCAGUAGAUAUUGUUUAGUCUAGAAUUUUUGCGACAUACUCUCUGUAAAUAUGGUCCUCACAGCCUUUUGUGAUUUUUUUACAAAUUUGUUACCGUAUCAAAAAAUAAAAUAAAAAUAAAAAUAAAAACUACAAG